Molecule: messenger RNA, 351 nt
Organism: Lottia gigantea (owl limpet)
Lineage: Eukaryota; Metazoa; Mollusca; Gastropoda; Lottiidae
Exons: 2
Molecular function (GO): protein binding
Source: RefSeq, a predicted model, not a curated record
GGGUAUCUAGUAUGUCAUCUUCUAUAUCGUGUUAAAUCAGACAGCCCGGGCUACGUGGUGAUAGUUAACAUUACUAACAACUCCAGUCUAAUUCUACAUGAUUACCAAUCUCUACAGUUCUCUUGGAAAGGUUUAAAAAAUGUGGCUAUAUGUGGAGAUUCGAUUCUAGCUUCCGAUAUCCAUGGAAACACUGGACUCUGGGAUAUGAUAUCUGGUGAAUUAUUGGCUGAUAUUCCCAGAUCAAAGGUCACCAGUGAAAAUAUCAACCAAUCAGAUCAAUCGUUAUAUCUGGGACUUGAUGGUGGAGCUGUUCUUGUUUAUUCCAUAGAAAAUAUCAUCAUCAAAAGUUGA